Messenger RNA from Fusarium fujikuroi IMI 58289, 1980 nucleotides. RefSeq lists its product as uncharacterized. The coding region runs from base 1 to 1980 and encodes 659 amino acids. NCBI's taxonomy places the organism in Eukaryota, Fungi, Ascomycota, Sordariomycetes, Hypocreales, Nectriaceae. The record is from RefSeq and is a predicted model, not a curated record. The transcript has 3 exons.
AUGGCUCGAGGUGGACGAGGAAGUCCAGUCCCUCGCCGGCCAGUGGACCUGACCGGUGUUAUCUCUAUCGCCGAGAAGAACGACUUGAACACUCUUAUCACUGCCAUUACAGAGAAGCUUCACAACGACAUCAGCGUCAUAUUUGAUUCUCCUCCUGUCACACCUACUCUGGGAGACUUGGGCGACAUAGGCCAUCAUCACUGGCUAGCUUUGUCACUCAAGACGAAUGGAAAAGAGAACGUGAAACCUCGAGCUCCUUCUAUCUGCAAACCUGUAGCAAAGGUGUCACAGAAGACUGCUGAUACAAGUCAGUCCCCAGAUACAGAGAACUCGGAGAACAGUAUGCCUCAGCUGAGAGAGCUUAAGAAAGAGGCUCUUAUCUUCUUCCGAAAGUGGCAGUCAAUUUUUCUGCAGCGUCUUCGCGAUAUAAGUGUCAUGGAAUCAAAUGGUUCUCAAUCUAACAGUCGUGGCCGUGGACGUGGAACUGCACGAGCUGUACGAGGUGGACGCGUGGCUCGUGGUGGGAGAGGGGGUGGUCGCGGAGGCACUGGAGGUGUUGAAGGCCUAACACUGGCAACUGGUGGGUUAACACAAGUUCCUUGGCGUACCCCCCGCACCCCUUCAAAUCACGUUGAUCGUGAACUAUCUCGCCGUUUCCCCCCUGUUCCAACUUCCCUCUGGACUUUGCCACUCGAUAAGCGCAAGCUGUUGCUGCACAUCUCACUUCUGAUUCUUAUCUCGCUUCAGGAGUAUACUGCAUAUGCUCGUAUGACUCUUCUGAACCUGACCUCAUCCCUGAACCUUCCCCUGAAGGUGCUUCAUGAGGAAGAGAAGCGCAUCGCGGAGGGUUUCAGCCAACUUGCAGUUGACGCAGCCAUUGAGCAAGCGUCUGAACCGGAUCAAGAUGAAAAUAAACCUGUCCUAAAAUCAAAGGCACGAAUCGCUGCCAUGACUGGACCCUUCCGGCUUGGAACACAGCUCAUUGCUGUCGGUAUCGGAACUCCCCAUGGUGGGCUUGGACUACGACUUCCAAACGCUGCUGGUCUCCUGGGACCUAUGGCAGACAACGGCCCUUCUACUGGCUCGAUGCUUGGGAUUUAUAUGGCACGACCCACUGAGAAAAUGAUUGAGUCGUUCUCUCGAGACAUUCAGGACUUUGGACUUGUUCCUACCCGCGGAGGACUUCAAGGGGAUUAUGUUGAUGCAAAAGCUAUCCCAGCCAGCUGCCGACGAUUGCGCUUGGUGAUUGCUAUGAACGGUUGGGUAACAGACAAGGAUAACCUCAUUGGGCCUUGGAAGAUUCUUGGAGAUAAUGGGGAGGUUUACGUUCUGCGAUGGGAAAUGAACGUCCUCAACAACAUAGGUACUGCUCUCGAGACGGUUGUGAAAAGCUCAGCCUGGGCCGCUGCCAAGAAAGCUAUAUCUUCGCGAACAAUUUUCACAAGCCUUAUCGAAGCUACCUGGCCAAUGGAGCUCAUGAAAGUGAGCAAGAUCAUUGAUAACCCCUGGAGCAUGGGCAUGGUUCGCGCUGAGAAAACCGGCGCGGUGCUGGCCGACGCUGUGAUGCGCAGCAAGAUUCAAGGAGACCGCCCUGUAUCCCUCAUUGGGUUCAGCUUGGCAGCCCGAGCUAUCUAUGUUUGUCUGAUGAUUCUUGCCGAGAGGCGUCAGUUCGGCCUCAUCGAUUCCGUCGUCUUGAUGGGCACACCCGCUCCUUCAGAGAGCCGGGUUUGGUUGACCCUCAAGAGUGUCGUGUCUGGUCGGCUAAUCAACGUCUUUUCAGAAAGUGACUAUCUUUUAGGGUUUUUGUAUCGUACAUCCAACAUUCACUUCGGCGUGGCAGGCCUGCAACGAAUCCAGGGAGCGGAUGGUGUCGAAAACCACGACGUUAGCAACCUUGUGAACGGACAUUUGCGUUAUUCCACCCUGGUUGGAAAGAUUCUCAAGGAUAUUCACUGGGAGGACCUGGACCUGAACGCCUAG